AUGGCGCUGUCGGCUUCUGACCUACCUGCGAUGUAUACACUGCUCGCCAAUUCAUUGAGUCGCGACGAGAGCGUACGCAAACCUGCCGAAGCCGCGCUCGCACAAUCCGAAUGUAGACCUGGUUUCUGCUCUUGUCUCAUGGAAGUAAUAACUGCAAAGGAUUUAGCCGCUCAGGUGGAUGUUCGAUUAUUGGCUUCGGUUUAUUUCAAGAACAGCAUCAAUCGGUACUGGAGGAACAGGCGUGAUUCCUCGGGAAUUAGCGUUGAGGAGAAAAUACAUUUGAGACAAAAACUGUUGUCACACUUAAGAGAAGACAAUUAUCAGAUUGCUCUCACAUUGGCUGUGCUUAUCUCGAAAAUUGCUCGCAUCGACUAUCCCAGAGAUUGGCCAGAGCUUGUUUCUACUUUAGCACAGCAGCUUCAAUCGGCGGAUAUUCUAACUUCCCACAGGAUUUUUAUGGUUCUUUUUCGAACUUUGAAGGAGUUGUCCACUAAACGUCUUACAUCAGAUCAAAGGACCUUUGCUGAGGUACAGAUUUUUGUACUGCAGCCUGGGGGUGAUGGAUACAGGGGAGGUAUAAAUGGUAAGAAGCCAGACCCAGACUAUGAGCCCAUCAUCAGGUUUUGGGCUUUACUCUUCCUUUGCUUUCGGUACUCGGCGACGACUGAAACCUUUAGCGGAGCGAACAAGCUCUGA
This is a messenger RNA of Ilex paraguariensis (yerba mate), 696 nucleotides long. The record is from the annotation of a GenBank genome assembly. Lineage: Eukaryota; Viridiplantae; Streptophyta; Magnoliopsida; Aquifoliales; Aquifoliaceae.